This is a messenger RNA of Aedes albopictus (Asian tiger mosquito), 4024 nucleotides long. RefSeq names its product zinc finger protein 335. Gene Ontology annotation, molecular function: zinc ion binding; chromatin insulator sequence binding. Lineage: Eukaryota; Metazoa; Arthropoda; Insecta; Diptera; Culicidae. Bases 134 to 3970 code for a protein of 1278 amino acids. Gene Ontology annotation, biological process: regulation of transcription by RNA polymerase II. The transcript has 8 exons. Gene Ontology annotation, cellular component: chromosome. The record is from RefSeq and is a predicted model, not a curated record.
ACAGGCUCGAUGAACCGUACACCAAUAAGAUCGAAACUACAACAAUACGUCUAAGCAUUGUAUUUGUGCCACGACAAACUAUUCUGAAAGAAAGGAAUUCGCCCCCAGCGACAGCAGCACCAUCAUCGAAGCCAUGCUGCACGAGGAGGUCGAACUGGACGAUACGCAUCUCUGCAACAAAUGCGGUCGCACGGUGGUCGGGCUGGAGACUUACAUCAAACAUCGAAAGGUUGCUUGUGUGCCAUCGAAGCCCGCAACGGUGACGAUUGCCAGUGGACCCAGUACUCGCAUUGGUCCCUCGGAGCAAGGGUACUCGUCGUUUGACUUUGGUGAUGCCAUUAAAGAUGCGGACCACCACAAGAAACUGCCAAACUAUGGAUUCAACUAUGAUUUGGAGCCGCACCACAGUGACCCGGUGCAAAGACCGGAUAGUAAAACGGAUUACAAAAAUGAAGUGAAUUAUGACUAUGAGCUGGGAGCAGAUUUGUUCUUCUCAUCUUUGGAGCUGCAAAGUAGCUCGAAGAAAAGUGGGAAUUUACAUGCAUCCACCAGCAAACUGAACGUUCCCAUUCGCCCAAAAGAGAGAAAACCAACUGUAUCACUGUCAAACACAGAUCCGGACCAUGAGCCAGAACACGAGGAUGAUUGGAUUGCCCCAGAGCAUGAUUCAGAGAAGCUAAUGAAAGCAGUCAGUGAUAUUAGUGGGACCAAGAGAGUUGAAUUGUUUCCGUUUUUCCAACAUGAAUCUCCAGAACCAUCGGAAGACGAGAGCGAAGACGAUGAAGACUUUGACGCCCCACCGAGAACUCACACCGGGGGCAAAUGGAAACCGGAAAAUCGUCCAACGUCUUCUCAGUGGCGCCAUUGGCCCGAUCAGGACGCUCAACUUGACAAAUCGAUCGAACAGGAUGACGAUGAAGAUUACAAAAGCUUUUCCCCACCACCGGGACAUACCAAGGGCAAAUGGGUUCCAGGAUCUAAAAUUACCCGUCUGGAGUACAGAGUUCCCUCGUUUCCCAGCAAACCGUUUGACGAAAGCUACUGGUGCAGCAUCUGCAAUCGAAAGCUUGCGUCACGUUUUGUCUACGAGAGACACUUGAAGUCUAAUCUUCAUCUCAAGAAAGCACAAGAAGAAUCAGAGCUGGAAAGAGCGGUCAAACCAGGCCUUUACUCGAAUGAACUCUCGAAACGGAUCACUAAGCCAUCCGUGUACCUAGGAGAUGACUUCUUCAGCAGUAGUCUUAGCCCUGAGAAAAGUUCAACGCCAAUCCCACAGGUUCUCCAAGAGAAUCCACUGCCACCACCCACCACGUCGGGUAAAAUUAAAAGAAAACGGAAAUGCUACUACACCAAGUGUGAGAUCUGCAAGACUCGCCUUCCGACGCAUCUCCUAGGGAAACAUUUGAUUUCACGAUACCACUACCGUCGAAUGCUCAACCGCCCUGAGCAAUGUUUCGACGAUAUUUUAAAGAACAUCCACCGUAUUGUCCUGCAAUCACCUUUCCAAUGCCACCCUUGUCGGUUUUACGCCAACACCGAGGAACACUUCAUGACACAUUGGAACUCAGUCGAGCACGAGCAAAAAGUCAGUUCUGGUGGAAGGCUGUGGUGCAGCUUCUGCAAGUUCGAGUGUUCCGAUAACUUCCAAAUGACGAACCACUUGCUCGACCAGGAUCACCAAGAAGUGAUAUCCGUCAUCAACCGAUCGGUACCGAUCAUCAUCCGCAAGAUAAUUCCCAUUCGCUGCCCAUUCUGCGGAGAUGAAUUCCGCUACAAUGCCAUGCUGAACAAACACCACGAGUACUGCAACGAAGGCACCCCGGAAGAUGCGCUGAGAGUGAGACGAACUUUCCAAAAUUCCUUCACUUGCAACAUUUGCAAAGCAUCCUUCCACAACAACACCCUGCUUCUGCAACACAAUCAGAAACUGCACCGAAUGGCCACCUACUACUGUUCGAUUUGUGAAGUAACGUUCAAAACACCUACGGAAUCGCUGAAGCAUCGCAAGACCACUGCCCAUAAGGUGAUGUCAGCGAGGAAACGUCAGAGGGAUGGCAUCCCUCCCAAAGUGUGUCACAUCUGCAAGAAGCAACUGCCGGAUAUUCUGGCACUGAAGGAUCACAUACGCAGCGAUCAUCCGGAAAUUAAAUAUGGCUGCCCACAAUGUGGACAAAAUUUCGUCCUAGCUCAAGAACUUGGUAGACACGUACGUGACAAAAAUUGUUCAUUUUUCAAUUCUACCACAUCAUCACCGUCGUCGUCGUCGACGACGCCGUUCUCGACGGCCGUGCUAUCUUCCUCAACACCGGUGGUUGCGGAAGCUACCCCGAUGCAACCGAACGUGAUGGUAACUCUCGCAUCAACAUCCCGAACGCAUCCGGCCACGAUUGUGACGCCGACUACGACGAGAACGAGGACGCCGGCCGAAAAUUCAAUUAUCCCAAAUGAUUCAAUUAAAGUAAAUAUGAAUGAUCGUAAGGAAGCAAAGGAGUCACAUCUGUAUUCUUCGAGUUUAACGCCGGCGUCCACAACUGUGGGAGCUUACACCGUGGAAGCAACAACGGGUCAGCAUGGGAUGGACACAGUUUCCAGGGCAGCAGUUGACGAACCGGCAGAAGCUUUCACGUCGAUGCCACCGUUGACCGUGAUGGGACAUUACUCCACCCUGCUGCCAUCGACAACGGUACAUGGAACGCUGCCCGAAAUUGAGACCCAUCGAGUCGUCGUCACGUCGACCCACAAUUUUCUCCUCCCGGGCCCCUCCUCAUCAUCCCAGUCGUCCUUGUCGGCGCACCACCCGCUUAUCGUUAUUCCAACAACGGUGGUGGCCCAGCCAGCAGCCACCAUCAUCCCAGCACCAUCGAACGAUGAGGAUGGCAAUGAUGAUAACAUUGUCACCAGUGCGUCCACGUCAGCGGAAAUCUUUUUCGCCAUGGCUAAUAAUGCGUCCGAAAAUAAUACUGUUUACGUUGAUGAAAUCGUUGGCACCACCACCGAGGGCAGCUCGGUCGUAUCCUGGCAGUGUAAAAUAUGCCCAUUCAGGUCAAACUCGCAGGCGGAAUUUUUAUAUCACGAAAUUUUGCACUCAUCAAAGAUGGACUCCACGGCGCUGGAGGCAGCGAAAGUCACCUGCCCACUAUGUAAAAAGCAAUUUUCCAAGGCUUCGUUGCGAUGCCAUCUGCGCCAGCACACGGACGAACGAAUUUUCCCAUGCGAGCUGUGUCCCAUGAGCUUCACUCGGAAGGCCAAUCUCAAGAACCAUGUGGCGAACGUUCACACGAGAAAGCAGCAAGUCAAUGACGACGAUAGUGCUAAUCAGACGACAAUUACGCCUAAACUAGAAGAACUUCCGAAAAGUGCUGUCUGUGCUAUUUGUGGCAAGGCUUUCUCCAACAGCAAAAUCCUAUCCCAAAACGCCAAGGUCCACGUGGCAAGCAAAUCGAUCAGAGAAUUCGUCUGUCAGCACGAAAACUGCUUCUACAUCGGACAGACGGCGUCCGAGGUGCAAACCCAUCUGCUCACCCAUCACCUCCACCAUCAGCACACGGACGAUCGAAACUUUGUGUGCACCGAGCAAGGCUGCGACUACCGCGGCAAGACCAUCACUCAGCUGCGAAGACAUUCCCAACGACACGAGGUAACCGAGAAAAAGUACAAAUGCAAUCAGUGUGACUUUGCCUCCCGAAUUCCGGGACAUCUGAAGCGACAUCUGCUAGUGCACAGCGGUCGUAAACCGUUCCAAUGUCCUCACUGCGAGUACAGCUGUAACAAUAUCGAAAAUCUUCGGAAGCAUGUUAUCUCCACAUCGAAGCAUAAGGGAAAGUUUUUGUACGAAUGCAGGUAUUGCCCGGCAACGACUGAUUCUGGAGAAGUCUUCAAAGCUAACUUUAGCAAAGAUUAUAGAAAUCAUUUGCUUGUAGAUCAUAAGUUGACCGCUGGGGAAGCAAACCAGGCUGUGCGUAUAUUUUGAAAUUGUUUGGUGGAUUAAUUAAUAAAUAUUUUAGAUAUACACCGUAGCUCCUGA